AAUGCUCCACUGAAUUAUGGCUAAGAGAGUUUUACUGGUCACGGCUAACGUUGGUUCAUUAUUUGAGCAACCAAGUAGCCUUCUGCAUCACUGGAAGCAGCAAUUUGGUGACUUAUUAUUAUACGAAAAACCCGAUUUCUUCGCAUUGCAUCUUCAGGAGCUGGGUGGAAAAUCUAAUGACCUAGGUAGAAAUUCGCAUCUUUUGGAAACCAUUAUCAAGUUCUUUUUCGAGCACAAAGCGUUGUCUAUGUACACUAUUGGCCGAGCUUUCAUGGACCAAGAUCAUAAAGAUGACGAACUUUAUACGGCAUUGGGUAGUAUCUACCUUGUUCACCAAUCGAUUGCAGAGCAAACUGAAAUGUUUUCUUUUGUCGAAAACCAAUACGUUCCCGUGGCACCCCCUAAGCAAGUAUCAAUUAACCUGGAGCAGUGUAAUUUUGUAGACCGUCAGAAAUUUCCCAUCCAGUAUUUUCCGCAGGGUAAGUUGUCACGGAAGGGUUUCAUGCGAACGAUGUGGUCUCUUGGUAACAUGAAAAUGGAACUGUCUAAUAUUCAUCUCUUUCAUGAUGAUUCAAACUUACGGGCUCUUCAAUCCUCUCCAUCGGACUACGCUGUCUUCAGACGCAACGCGCUUUCCUACUUUCUCGGUAAAUUAGACAUUUCAGUUCCUUCGUUUAUAUUUGGAGACUUCAACUUCAGAACUGAUACGAAAGCCUUAAUAUCUUAUCUCAUAUCGGAAAAGCGUUAUGCUCUAUCGAAAUCGAUCAACAAAGUUUCUAUCGAUAAUGAAAGUACCGAAGGAGAAAAUUGUAACGAGAACGUAAUGGAAGUUGAGGCCAAGAAAUUCAAUUUAAAGUUUGGCUGGUUGAAAGAAAAAGAUUUCCUUCGUCAGUUUGAUACAGAAGUAAAAGCAUUUCCAUUUUUAAAAGAGCUGCCGGCUGAUUACCUGCCAACUUACCCCAUUUGCGAAGACAGCGCAAUGGCUUACAAUAACUCGAGAUGUCCUAGCUGGUGCGACAGAGUUUUGUUUUGUCCAGAGGCGUCUCGUAUGAUUGACCAUUCGGAGCCAGUAGCGUAUAAAAUACUUGGCUCUGAUUUUCCGAUGGGAGACCACAAACCUGUGUAUGUUGCUUAUUCUCUGCGCCCUGAAUUAAAAAAUAAUCUAUCUCCUUCCAAUUUCCGAGAACCUAUCGCUAAAAAUCCAAACAAUUUAUUUGAGCUCAAUGUCAAUUCAUAUUGAUUAAUUCAAACCGUUGGCCCUAAUGUAAUAUCUCAGAAAGUUUGUUAAAUGUUGCAUAUUUCUUUGUUUCUUUUAGCUUCGGUGUCUUUUAUAUUCAAUGAUAAAAUAUGUAAACUAUAUUAAUGUACAGGUUCUUCGACGAAUUAAGUUGUUUUUGUAUCCUUGAGUUAACUUUCGAACCUGGAUUACUUGGUGUGAAAAAAUAGUGCGGUAAAUCUGGAGUCAAAAGGAAGCUAGUAAAAUUAAUUAAGAAGAACAAGUUUAUCUAAUUGUUCAUUUGUAAUAGCUAUUUUUGUUUAAAAAAUAACUGUAUAGAUGUAGAGCAUCAUAUUUCCCUCGGUUAGCUAGUUUGCAGUUAAAAUUUUAAAUGCAGUAUGAUCAGUUUAAUUUAAU
Symsagittifera roscoffensis is the source of this 1633-nucleotide messenger RNA. RefSeq names its product inositol polyphosphate-5-phosphatase A-like. Gene Ontology annotation, biological process: phosphatidylinositol dephosphorylation. The transcript has a single exon. NCBI's taxonomy places the organism in Eukaryota, Metazoa, Xenacoelomorpha, Acoela, Convolutidae. The record is from RefSeq and is a predicted model, not a curated record. The coding region runs from base 17 to 1240 and encodes 407 amino acids. Gene Ontology annotation, molecular function: inositol-polyphosphate 5-phosphatase activity.